This is a messenger RNA of Clunio marinus, 2792 nucleotides long. The record is from the annotation of a GenBank genome assembly. Lineage: Eukaryota; Metazoa; Arthropoda; Insecta; Diptera; Chironomidae.
UAAAUGCGAAUCGCAUUUAAAGUAUACUCGUAGUUCUUAAAUUUGCCUCAAGUAAAUUAAUCUACUUUCAGUGGGAAAUCUAAGAUUUUAUUAUUUUAACUUACGUUUAUAUACAAGAAUUGUGCAUUGGAAAACGAUAUCAAGUGAAUUAAGAUUGAAUUUACAAUUAAAUCAUGCCAAAAAUGACACAAAAAAAAGUGCUUUAGCGUCUUGGAAUUUUCAUGAAAUAAUUGAACAUGAAUCGACUUAAAAGUUGAAAAGUGAUCAUCGUAAAACAUUUGCUACAUCGUUUAAUUUAAAUAAAAUAACGAGAGUUAAGAAAAAGAAAAAAAAAAACUCAAGUUUUCUUUCUAACAAUAAAAACAUCAACAAUAAAAUCGGAGAAGAAAAGUGAAAAGACAUCGAGUCGAGUCGAAUCGAGUGAAGAACGAAGAAAAGAAGAAAGUUCUAAAUAAAACACUGACACAGAUAGAAAGAGAACAUAACACGAGUGGAGCAUAAUAAAUUGAGAGCGUUUGUUGGUGUGACUGGUUGAUGUGCUUCUCAUCCUCAGUUACAAAGAAGACCCAGUCGCAAUGAAGACAGAGAACGUCAUCGUUACACAAGUUAAAGUUGAACCAUUAAACUAUGUUGUGGGCAACAGUCAAUCAUAUGGAGAUAACUUGUAUGGUAGCGCUACGAAAAAGCAACGAUUAGAAAGUGAUGAAUGGAUGAAUCACAAUCAAUCAAAUAACAACAUGAAUCUCGAAUCUUCCAAUAUGAAUCACAAUACAAUUAGUGGCUUCUCAUCCCCCGACCUCACAUAUGAAGCUUACAGUCCUAACGGAAAAAUGGGAAUGGAUGAUUCUAAUAAUAUGAGUCUACAUAUGGGCGAUGGAAUGGAUGCUAAGAAGUCAAAGAAAGGUCCUGUACCACGACAACAGGAAGAGUUGUGCCUCGUAUGUGGUGAUCGUGCCUCGGGAUAUCAUUAUAAUGCUUUAACAUGUGAAGGGUGUAAAGGAUUUUUCCGACGUAGUGUAACAAAGAAUGCUGUUUAUUGUUGUAAAUUUGGACAUGAAUGUGAAAUGGAUAUGUACAUGAGACGUAAGUGCCAGGAAUGUCGCUUAAAGAAAUGUUUGGCUGUGGGUAUGCGCCCUGAGUGCGUUGUGCCAGAAAAUCAAUGUGCUAUUAAAAGGAAGGAAAAGAAAGCACAAAAGGAGAAGGAUAAAGGAACUGGCACAGGUAAUAGCAGCAGCCUUGGUGGUGGAUCGACAAUUGUCAAUAGUAGUAGCAGUCCAGUAAAAGCUUCACAAGAUGCUUUCAAGAAUGAAAUAUUGCCCCAAUUGAUGAAAUGUGAGCCACCACCUCAUUCAAUGCAUCAACUUUUACCCGAGAAGCUUCUAUUGGAGAACAGAAAUAAGAACUUACCUCAACUAAGUCCAAAUCAAAUGGCCGUCAUCUAUAAGUUGAUAUGGUAUCAAGACGGCUAUGAACAGCCUUCAGAGGAAGACAUAAAGCGAAUAUCAUUGGACAUUGAAGAUGAAGAAGACAAACAGGAUGCCCAUUUUCGAUAUAUCACCGAAAUAACGAUAUUGACGGUGCAAUUGAUUGUAGAAUUUGCGAAAGGGCUUCCAGCUUUUGUAAAAAUACCACAAGAGGAUCAAAUAACGUUACUAAAGGCAUGUUCCAGUGAAGUGAUGAUGUUGCGCAUGGCAAGACGUUAUGAUGCUGGCACCGAUUCCAUCUUAUUUGCGAAUAAUCGUUCGUAUACAAAAGAAUCUUAUCAGAUGGCUGGAAUGGAAGAUACGAUCGAUGAUUUGUUACACUUUUGUCGUCAAAUGUACUCGCUGCAAGUAGAUAAUGUAGAAUAUUCUCUACUCACUGCCAUCGUUAUCUUUUCUGAUCGACUGGGACUCGAGAAAACCGAAUUGGUCGAACACAUUCAAAGCUACUACAUAGAAACUUUAAAAGUUUACAUUAUUAAUCGACACGGUGGCGAUAUAAAAUGUAGCGUUCAAUUCGCAAAACUUUUGUCCAUUCUUACCGAGCUUCGGACGCUGGGCAAUAAGAAUUCCGAAAUGUGCUUUUCAUUAAAAUUAAAAAAUCGAAAACUGCCACGAUUCUUAGAAGAGGUGUGGGAUGUAUCGGAUACACAAUCAGCUCAGAACCAAACGGCCACCACCAAUUGCGAAAAUAUUGUGAUAAAAAUAAUCUUGGGUGUAAAAUCGCAAAGAUUUUUUGUAAAAGGUCCCGCAUAUGNAUGUUCCAGUGAAGUGAUGAUGUUGCGCAUGGCAAGACGUUAUGAUGCUGGCACCGAUUCCAUCUUAUUUGCGAAUAAUCGUUCGUAUACAAAAGAAUCUUAUCAGAUGGCUGGAAUGGAAGAUACGAUCGAUGAUUUGUUACACUUUUGUCGUCAAAUGUACUCGCUGCAAGUAGAUAAUGUAGAAUAUUCUCUACUCACUGCCAUCGUUAUCUUUUCUGAUCGACCGGGACUCGAGAAAACCGAAUUGGUCGAACACAUUCAAAGCUACUACAUAGAAACUUUAAAAGUUUACAUUAUUAAUCGACACGGUGGCGAUAUAAAAUGUAGCGUUCAAUUCGCAAAACUUUUGUCCAUUCUUACCGAGCUUCGGACGCUGGGCAAUAAGAAUUCCGAAAUGUGCUUUUCAUUAAAAUUAAAAAAUCGAAAACUGCCACGAUUCUUAGAAGAGGUGUGGGAUGUAUCGGAUACACAAUCAGCUCAGAACCAAACGGCCACCACCAAUUGCGAAAAUAUUGUGCGCGAGAAAUUAAAUCGUCAAGAGAAUUAUUAA